Messenger RNA from Brienomyrus brachyistius, 3362 nucleotides. Its product is annotated as zinc finger protein Helios-like. Gene Ontology annotation, molecular function: RNA polymerase II cis-regulatory region sequence-specific DNA binding; DNA-binding transcription factor activity. NCBI's taxonomy places the organism in Eukaryota, Metazoa, Chordata, Actinopteri, Osteoglossiformes, Mormyridae. The transcript is spliced from 9 exons. Gene Ontology annotation, biological process: regulation of transcription by RNA polymerase II. The coding region runs from base 185 to 1699 and encodes 504 amino acids. The record is from RefSeq and is a predicted model, not a curated record.
CUUUAUGCAUUAAAGGUACUCUAUAGCAAAUGAAAUCCACUAAGAAUAGCUGAAAGGAGGACGGAACAUAUGAUCACCUUAGAUCGCGUGUCAAGGCUCAGAGUAUGUGGAAAUAAACCUUCCAGGAACGCGGUAAAGUACUAUUAACUUACAGUAAAGCAGACUAUGGAAAGGAAGAUUGCAGAUGGCUACCCACGUAGAGUGGAACCUGAUGUGGUCUUCUGCAGUGGUAACCUCUCCACCCCAAGGUAAUGGUGACUGCUCACCCAUGAAGGAGGCCUCGAGGAUGCUGGUAGAUUUAUCAGUGAGAAUACACAAUGGGCAAAGUCUGCAGUGUUUCAGUUCCCCAAACACUGAUUUGAUUAAAGUAGAGGAAGAGAUUGGUGAAGAGGGCCUGAGAAUGGAUUUAGGCAAAGAAGAAACAGCCCAAAAUAAGGUGGAGAUAUUGGAGACACGGCUGAUUGGCAGUCCCAACAACCAAGAAGAAGGAGGAUUAAGGCCAGCCGUCACUGCAUUUCGAUUACCCAGUUGUGACAGGCCCUUCCAGUGCAGCCAGUGUGGAGUUUCUUUCACGCAGAAAGGCAACCUCUUGCGGCAUAUCAAGCUGCACAGCGGGGAGAAGCCCUUCAAGUGCCCCUGCUGCAGCUAUGCCUGCCGCCGCCGCGAUGCACUGGCAGGCCACCUCCGCACACACUCCGUGGGAAAACCAUAUAACUGCAACUUCUGUGGGAAAAGCUAUAAGCAGCGUUCAUCAUUGGAGGAGCACAAGGAGCGCUGUCAUAACUAUGUGGAAACCAUCAACACAAACAUCUUGGCCACAGAGGAAGUGGAAGGUAGCACAGAGAAGACAUCUUUGUUGGAAGCUGUUUCCUUGGUGCCUUUCAACCAGCCACCAGUAACUGAACGACUACCGAGCACUGUAGGGAAAAGGAAAAGCACUGCACCUCAGAAAUUUGUAGAUGAAAAACUGGCGUACUACAGGUACCAAGCCGGCCUUAAAUAUGAGAAGGAGGCAGAGCUACUGCAAGCUCACAUAAUGGACCAUGCUAUUAACAAUGCUAUCUCUUAUUUGGGCACCAAUGCGUUAAGGCCUCUUGUCCAUCACCCAACACUUUCAGUGACAGACAUUGGGCCUAUAGUCAACCCUCUCUAUACACAUAUGUAUCAACUAGGGCCGCAAAUGGAGCAGGCUAACAGGCAGACUUUUUUACCUCAUCCAUCCAUUCAAUUAGAUUCCCCUUCCUCCAUCAACAGCUCUUUGUCCCUCAUUCGUCCUAAGAAUAGUCUGACUACCCAGGAGGACUCCCCCUGUAACAGUGGCACUGAAUCUGCUAGCUUUGAUUGCAGCAGUCUACAGGACAAGCCUGGGAGCUCCUCUAAUCAUGUUCCCUGCCUCAGGUAUAGCACGACAGUUGGUAAAGAAGAGGUGCGGGAGAUGGGGUCAGGUUGCAUGGAUUCCUCUUUUGACCACUGUGUCACCAGAAAUGUUUACCACGUCUUUAGCAGGGAAGGCAAGGAGAUGAGAAGCUUUAAGUGUGAGCAUUGCCAUGUGCUAUUCCUUGACCAUGUCAUGUACACUAUCCACAUGGGCUGCCAUGGAUACCAAAACCCUUUGGAGUGCAACAUAUGUGGUCGCUGCAGCCAAGAUCGUUAUGAAUUUUCCUCGCACAUUGUUCGUGGAGAGCAUGUUUUUCACUAGAGAAGUGAAUUUCCACGUACUGUUUGAGAAGUCUUCCUGGAGGACAUCCAAGUAAAUGCUGCCGAUGAAGACAUACUGCAUGUGCAUUUAUAGCAAUGCUUAUUAAGCCCAUUUAAAUCUACUGUAACAAAGAUAACACCUCUUGGAAUCAAAGAUUCUGUUUUAUUGGAAUGCAUAGAGUAGAAUGAUAUUUAUUUCAUCAGCUGUAUGAAGGCUUAAAUGUCAUGACUACCAUUCAUUUCUGGAUGGUUAUUAGUCUGAUGCUUCUUUCUCUAGAAUGGUAUACUGUUGAAACUUUCAUAGAGCAUCCACAUAAAUGGUUUUAAGAUAACGUAAAUUUGCAUAUAUUGACAAUGAUAAAAAGUAUUGUCACUUUAACUGAGACUUUGCACUUAUGGAACUAGUAAGUUGGAGCCAAACAUGGCUACCUCCAUUUUCAUUGGCAUUGGUUUUUGAGCAAGCCUCAAUAUUUAAGUUUUAAAUGUCUUUUCAUCAUUUAAUUGUAUGGUAAUUAUUUAUAAAACUACUAUACUAUAUAAAACAACUCUCAGUGGUCUAAUGUUUAAGUUGUAUGACAAAUGUUUCUAGAUUUUAUUCAUUCUUCUUUUUAUUUUGUUAAGAAAGAAUCAGAAUUAUACUCCCAUCCUAUGUGUAAGAAAUUUGCAUGUCCUGUCCGUAUCAAGUGUGUUUCUUACUGCAGACGAAAGACAUGCAAUAGCGUGAACUGGUAUCGCAGAAUUGCCCAUAGCAUUGCUUGUGUGUGUGUGUGCCCUGUGAUUGACUGGCAUCCUACCCACAAUUUACCCACAAGUCUCACACUGGUGCUACUUGGGAUAGACUGCAGGCUCCAAUGGCCCUGGUCUGCAUAAGCAUUUAGAAUGUGUGAGGUUUGGAAUUAGGCUUUAUAACUGUUAUCAAAAGACAGCUAGCACUCUCUAUAUUUACUUUUCUGAUGCUCUGUGUGAUCAGUCUGUGAAAGAUGCAUUAGCUUCUAUUUUUAUCACAUUGUGUGUAUGUAAGUAAGGUUUACUUGAUAGUUGAAAUCAAAAUAAAAACUUGUGUUGGCACACAUUUUUGGUUCUGGGGCUUACCGGUAGUGCCAUAUAAUUAUGCUAUUGCAUAUUGCCCACAAUUCUUUAGGCUAUAUUAUGUAAUUAUAUAAUUAUGAUUUCAAUUUCAUUAGUUGUUCAGUUUUGAGCAUUGAAUGUGUAUAUUUUAUUUACAUACAUGACAUUCUUUUUAUUUCUUGUAUUAUUUAAUUUUCACAGUCAUAUAUUGAUACAUAAAUGUAAAACUAUCAAUCGCAAAAAAAUUCCUUAACUGAUUUUGUUUAAACAUGACAAACUGUAGUGAUAUGUAUGUCCUAUUGCAUUUAUAGCAAGAUUAUGCAAUGCGGUUACGUACAGUAAUAUAAAUUUUUCUUUUCAUAUUGAUUUUUUACUUAGGAAAAACUAUAAAAUUUCAGUAAAGUUAAUGAAAUGGGGGACAUUUUGUAAGCAUUGCAUGGAUUCUGUACUGUAUAAUUUACAUGUUGCUAAUAAUCUGUGAACCUGCUGAAGUUUAUUUGCCUGUCGCUGUGCCGCAGUUGUAUGACUGAAUACUGAAUAUGGUUGUUUUCUUUUAAAAAUGUACAUCCCUUUACAGUAAACCUUCUUAAAAUGAA